Molecule: messenger RNA, 1206 nt
Organism: Telopea speciosissima
Lineage: Eukaryota; Viridiplantae; Streptophyta; Magnoliopsida; Proteales; Proteaceae
Product: WAT1-related protein At5g64700-like
Exons: 7
Coding region: 1-1206 (401 amino acids)
Cellular component (GO): plasma membrane
Molecular function (GO): transmembrane transporter activity
Source: RefSeq, a predicted model, not a curated record
AUGGGUUUAAAGGAAUGGGUUGGUGGAAGAACAGAAGCAGCAGCCAUGGUGAGCAUGAUCGCAGUGCAGAUUUUGGUGACAGGGAUGCAGUUAUUGUCAAGGGUGAUUCUUAAUCAGCAGGGAACUUUCAUCUUUGCGCUCAUGACGUAUCGUCAUCUAGUUGCGUUUGUCUUUCUUGCCCCUCUCGCCUUCUUCAUAGAGAGAGACAUGGUAAAGAAGCUUACUUGGUCAGCUUUGUUUUGGAUCUUCACCAAUGCCCUAAUCGGGAUAACAAUGGCAAUGAGCUUGUAUUAUUAUGGCUUACGAGAUACCACUGCUACCUAUGGAAGCACCUUCCUUAAUUUGAUCCCAAUUAUCACAUAUAUCUUCUCUACAAUUACCGGGGUGGAGAAGUUAGGAUUGCGUAGCAGAGCAGGGAGGGUUAAGCUGGCAGGCGUAAUAGUGUGUGUAGGUGGAGCAUUGAUCAGUACUGUUAGUAGUGUUUAUAAGGGCAAAGAUUUCUCCUUCUAUUUAAGAAGGCCUUCUCAUCAUAGUAUCAUGAGCUACCAACUCCAUAUAAAAGAAGGAAGCAAUGGUAAUUGGACACGUGGCACUAUGUUUCUUAUGGGCAGCAGCUUUUGCUACGCUACUUGGUUUAUCCUACAGGUCAAAUUAUUAAAAGUCUAUCCUUUCAAAUAUUCUGCAACAAUGAUAAUGUGCAUCAUAGCAUCAUUACAAUCAAUGGUGAUCGGUCUAUCAAUGGAUAGAAGUAAGGUUGCCUGGAGGUUACAAUGGGAUUUACAGCUGCUAACCAUUGUUUAUUCGGGAGUAUUGGCUACAGCAACAACAUUUUGGUUAAUCUCAUGGGCUGUGGUAAAAAGAGGCCCAACGUAUCCCUCAAUGUUCAACCCAUUAUCAUUGAUUUUUGUAGCAAUUGCUGAAGCUCUCGUACUGGGAGAACAGAUUAGUCUUGGAAGCAUUCUGGGAACAUUGAUGAUAAUAUUGGGGUUGUAUGCAUUUCUAUGGGGAAAUAAGAGCAAUGAGUCACCACAAAGCUUACAGAAGAAGCCUGCUAAGGCAAGUGUUGCAGAAAUCAAGGGAGUUCCUGAUGUUGAUCAGCUGAGUUCUUCUCCUCAUUAUAACAACACAAUUAAUGUUGAAGAAACUCAAAAUAAAGAGCAGCAGAGGGUUGGCAGCAGAGAAGCGCUAUAUCCAAAAACCAUAUGA